Exophiala mesophila is the source of this 2245-nucleotide messenger RNA. RefSeq lists its product as uncharacterized. Bases 275 to 1768 code for a protein of 497 amino acids. Gene Ontology annotation, cellular component: cytoplasm. The transcript has a single exon. Lineage: Eukaryota; Fungi; Ascomycota; Eurotiomycetes; Chaetothyriales; Herpotrichiellaceae. The record is from RefSeq and is a predicted model, not a curated record. Gene Ontology annotation, molecular function: sphingomyelin phosphodiesterase activity.
CUUGGUCAUGUAUCGACAGUGACAACGGUUCUAGUGCACUUUUGAUCUCUGUUGAUGCAUUCCCUAUUGAUUCCUGUCCUCUUCCUUCUCGCCUAUUGAAGAACCUACUAUCACACCUCGAUCCUUCUCAUGGGCAUGGCUUCUUUCUCAACUUUUAACCUCCCGCUGCAGGUCGCCUUGGCAAGGGCACUAUGAAUAGUUGAAGCUCCUUUUUCCUGACAGUCGGUCCAUCUCUGAUUGCCAAAUACUCAAGUCUAUUCUCACAAGCACUGAAAUGGAUCACAACGGUUCCCUAGACCAGGUCUCGACCAUCCACAUUCUUACCUUGAAUUGCUGGGGCCUGAAGUACCUAUCCAAACAUCGUUCGGAACGCUUGUCCGAAAUAGGCAAUCGGCUUGCUACAUACUCACCUCAAUUAGAUAUUGUCGGCCUCCAAGAAUGCUGGACAUUCUCCGACUACUUGACAAUCAGAAAUAGGACCCGAUCCACCCUUCCAUAUGGCAAGUUCUACCAUUCGGGAAUCUUCGGUGGCGGGUUGGCCAUUUUAAGUAGAUGGCCGAUUCGCGAGUCGACCAUGUAUCGCUAUUCUUUGAACGGUCGACCAACGGCGUUCUUCCGAGGAGACUGGUUUGUGGGCAAAGGUGUUGGCUGCGCCACGAUUGCACUGCCGGACGGGGGCAACGUCGAGGUGUUUAAUACCCAUCUACAUGCACCAUACGAAAGGGAGCCGAAUGACAGCUACAUCUGUCAUCGAACAGGUCAAGCAUGGGAAAUCGCCAAAUUGAUGCGUGCAGCUUCACAGCGUGGAAGCUUGGUCAUUGGUUUGGGGGAUUUCAACAUGGUCCCUCUAAGUUUUGCGCACGUCUUGAUCGAGAGUCAAGCAGGUGUGCAAGAUGUGUGGAGAGUGGUGAAGCCUCAAAGUAGUGUCGGGGCAAGCAUCGACCCGCCAGAGAAGGAGAGACGGAAAAGACUCGGGGAGCCAGAUAUCCCAGAUGUGGCAACGAGCCUCGAGGAGCAUGGCCAUACUUGUGACUCGAUAUUGAACACAUGGCGUUGGAACAAGGCGCAUCAGAAACAUCUGGAAGAGGGUCAAGACCGAGAAAUUCCACUGACAGACCCAGACCCCAAAUCCAAGCGUUUGGAUUACAUAUUUUGCAGUGGAGUGGGAAAUGGAUGGAGAGUCGACAGGGUUCAGGUUGCUUUGACCGAGAGACACCCAAGUCUUCGUUGUUCUUUGAGUGACCAUUUCGCCGUGCAAGCCACGCUUGAAAGAAGUUCGCUCCGACUCAAAACAUCCACCGAGAUCGAGGUGCAUGCAGCACUCAAUGACUCCCAGGAGCAAGAUGCCAGCCUGCAAGUCGCGAAUGUUGACGAUAAGGACUUUGACAAAGCAAUCUCCAAGGAGGGGACGCGAUUCCAUCUGGGACAGGAUUUCUACCAGGAUAUACUCCAGAUGAUACACACAUAUACUCUACGGGAACGAAAGCAAAGAAGGUAUCGGCUUUUGCAUUUUGUGGGAUCAGCACUGGUCUCGAUUGGUUGCUUUGUGGCUACUUGGUGGUCUCCAAGGAAUUUUGUGUCGUUCAUCUUGAUCUUGUUGAGCAGUCUGGGACUCAUGGCCGGUACCGUAGAUGGAUUGAUCGGCGGCCUAUUUGUUGGGUCUGAACUGCGGGCACUGGCUGAAUUUGAAUGGGAGGUGCGAAAUGCAUUACAUCUUGCUGGGGGACCAGCGUUGGAAGAUCAAUCGUUGAGGGAUUGGUAUGACUGAGAAAAUACAACCAGUUGGAGUCUGCCAGCAACAACGUCCUGUCGUUGAUUGAUGGUGAUUCACGGAUAGGCAAUGGUGAGAAGAAGCGCCCCGGAUGAAAGGCGCUUACAUGCAUACGCUGAGUUGGCAUAAUGGUUACUGGCCUAUCGCACCAGUAUUAGGCCAAAACCAGCGGGGACUUGAAAUGCCCGCACAAAUGCGACAUGUUUAAGAGUGCGGGCCAGGGCAAAGUGAAGAUUGGACAGGACAAUGAGGGAAAGGGAGAAGCUAAUUCCACGGAACGGUGGCUGCGUUGAGUCGCCCCAAGAAAGUGGGAAAAAAGAGAAUAGAAGAAAUUGUGAGAGUGAAAUGCAUGGGCAACAAGACAGAGGGAGAGAAGAGAAGAGAGAAGAGACAGAAGAAUAUCAGCGGUGGCUGGAGGCGGCAGCGAUGAGGAUGAGUUGCAGCUUUGGGAGGGUUUUGUUGUUAUUGUUGAUG